UAUGGUGGUGAAUAAUUGACUUAAUAGGACACUUCGAAAAUUGAACAUUCAUGCGAAAUGAAAAUGUGGAAGAAGCAAAACCAAUCCGUAUUGCUUUUAUUACGACGACACUACUCAAGAAUCUCUCCGCCGCCCCCGGCAGUGGUCCGAAUUACCAAGACUAACAUAGCCUACUUGGGCCGACCGAAGCAGGGUCCGAAGCCACGCCAGCUGCUGUCUUUGCCUCCGUUUCCUGGUGAUAAUCUUCCAGGAAAGAAUUGGGGGCAGCAGGAUCACGUAACAGCCAUCAGUUGGAUCAAGUAUUACUUUGAUGAAGUUCAAGAUUCCAUCAUUCGGGCUCAUUUCAACAAGGGUCUUGUUCAAAUGGAAGGUCCAAAUAUGGAUGAUUCUAUAAUUGAAAACGAAGGACAAAUGAGACCCAUGAAAAAGAUUAAGCCUAAUGAGGUGAUGGAAGUGGGAGCAAGAGUCUUCAUGCCUGUAUCGGUCAUGGAGAGUAGGAUUUUGAAGAGAUUUGAUACUAUACCAAGUGGAACAUUAUAUCCGAAUGCUGAUGAGAUAAAUUAUUUGCAAAGACUAGUGAAGUACAAGGACUCUUCUAUACUUGUGCUAAAUAAGCCCCCAAAAUUGCCUGUCAAGGGUAAUCUGCCUGUUCAUAACAGCAUGGAUGCAUUGGCAGCUGCAGCUUUGUCUUAUGAUUAUGAUGAGGGUCCUAAAUUGGUACAUCGUCUUGAUAGAGAGUCCAGUGGCCUACUUCUGAUGGGGAGAACUAAAGAAAGCAUUUCUCUUUUAAAUUGGUUGUUCAGUGACCUGAAUAAAGGAAAAUCGUCAUCUAAGGCUUGGAAUAGUGCCUGCGAAGCAAUGUAUCAACGGCAUUGGGCAUUGGUCAUUGGAUCUCCCAAGGAAAAGCAAGGGUUAAUUCGUGCUCCUCUUUCAAAGGUGCUUCUCGAUGAUGGUAAGACUGAAAGAAUCAUAUUGGCUCAGCACACAGGUCUUGAGGCUUCCCAAGAAGCCAUUACUGAAUAUCGAGUCCUAGGUCCAAUGAUUAAUGGAUGCUCAUGGAUUGAGUUGCGUCCACUUACUAGUCGGAAGCAUCAGCUCCGUGUCCAUUGUGCUGAAGCCUUAGGUACUCCUAUUGUUGGCGACUAUAAGUAUGGUUGGUUUGUGCACCGGAGAUGGAAGCAAAUGCCUCGUGUUGAUAUUGAGCCUAUGACUGGCAUGCCAUACAAGUUGCGAAGGCCAGAAGGUCUAGACAUUCAGAAGGGAAGUGUCUUAUCCAAGGUCCCCUUGCUACAUCUCCAUUGCCGAGAGCUUGUUCUUCCUAAUAUCUCAAAAUUCCUAGAUGUUCUGGACCAGAAAUCAGAAAAUGUGGAUUCUGUGCUUAGCUCAAAGCCAGAUCUCCUUCGCUUUGUGGCGUCAAUGCCCUCACACAUGAAAAUUAGUUGGAAUUUAAUGUCAUCCUAUUUAGUGUAAGAUUUAGUUGUUUGUAUUGUAGAACCAAGUACUGCUUUUGUGAAGUUUUUGGGGAAUCUGUCAACUAGCAUUGCUGAGAUGGAAUUUCUGGAGCCAAAUUCUUGGGGCAUCAAGUAAUGUUAAUCGUUAUAAAUAGAGCCUUGAUAAUCUUAUCAAUUUGAGUCCUAGAUUAAAGGAGUUUUGAUGAUCCGAAAAUCUAGUCUCGAUUGAACUUUUUUAAUAGUUUAUGUUUAAGUAGGGAUAUAUUGGGGGUUUUUGUAUGAAGUUUUACUUGACUAAGAGAGCAAUUAUGAGAGAGAGUUUGUGAGAUUGGGUUGUAAGUGUAGUAUUACCCUUUCAUUAUAUAGGUCAACAUUGUUUUAAUUAUUUUCUUUAAUGUUAGUUUGCAAUAUGCUAAU
Messenger RNA from Pistacia vera, 1868 nucleotides. RefSeq names its product RNA pseudouridine synthase 3, mitochondrial. Lineage: Eukaryota; Viridiplantae; Streptophyta; Magnoliopsida; Sapindales; Anacardiaceae. Gene Ontology annotation, biological process: pseudouridine synthesis. Bases 58 to 1470 code for a protein of 470 amino acids. Gene Ontology annotation, molecular function: pseudouridine synthase activity; RNA binding. The record is from RefSeq and is a predicted model, not a curated record. The transcript has 9 exons.